This is a messenger RNA of Pollicipes pollicipes, 5206 nucleotides long. Its product is annotated as alpha-2-macroglobulin. The transcript is spliced from 31 exons. Lineage: Eukaryota; Metazoa; Arthropoda; Thecostraca; Pollicipedomorpha; Pollicipedidae. Bases 1 to 4590 code for a protein of 1529 amino acids. Gene Ontology annotation, molecular function: endopeptidase inhibitor activity. Gene Ontology annotation, cellular component: extracellular region. The record is from RefSeq and is a predicted model, not a curated record.
AUGCCACAAAUCCUGGACUCGCGGGACGACGGUGUAUCCCCGCACCGGUUUGACCAGUGCCACCUGCCGGCUGGCGAGGUAACGACGAAGCAGACGGCGGCGCUGCCAGCGCCCAAUGUCUUCUUCGCCGGCACGCCUGAGCGGGUGUGUCUGACCCUGUUCGACGUGCCCGAGACCGGCAACCUGACGCUGACGUUCAGGAGAAGUGAGAGUAGCCCGACGUUCGCACAGCACACCCAGCAGGUGUCAGGCGUGGCGGCCCCAUCCGCCGUGGACUACACCAUAUCAGGAAGUCUACGCGUCCGUAUCUAUUUAAGCGACGUUCCUGAAGAGCAUCACUUCCUUCAGACGGACAAGUACAUAUACAAGGCGGGACAGCUGGUCCGCUUCCGCGUCUUCUCCGUCGACUCGAACCUGAGGCCGAUUUCGGAGCCGUUGCCGCAGAUUUACAUCGAAUCGCCGGCCGGGACGAGGGUGGCGCAGUGGACAGAUGUGACUGGUCAGAGCGGGCUGGUGCAGCUUGGAGAUGCAGCUGGCCGAGGAACCCAGUCUGUGGCGGGGCGUAAGGUGAAAAAGACAUUCAAGGUCGAGGAAUUUGUGUUGCCCAGGUUCGAGGUCAACAUCCAGGGUCCUCCAUUCAUUCUGGGUGACGCCGAAGAAGUGGCGUGGAAGGUGUGCGGAAGGUACACCUACGACAAGCCGGUGCAAGGAAAGGCAACCAUUCGUGUCACAACUGACGGGUAUGCCUGGUGGCAUUACUUCCCAAGCACGCAUAUCCAAGAAAAACACACCUCCGGGGACGACUGCGUCGUGUUCCACGUCAGGAGCGGAGAUCUCAGCUUCGGAUUCAAAUCCCGGAGUUUGGAGGUCACCGCCGAACUCACAGAGGACGGCACUGACGUCACGAUUAACAGCACCAAAACGUUCACCGUUGAGUACCAGAAGCUGAAGCUGGACACUGAAAACCAGAGAAGCAAAUAUUUCAAGCCAGGACUUCCCUUCGCCGAUCAGAUCACGGUACGCCACCCGGACAACACACCAGCUCCCGGUGAGCUGGUCCGGCUGUGUUUUGAGACCCACCGGACGACGACAGACCUCGGAAUCACCAUCAAGUCUUCUGCCGAUCCGGUCUGUCUGAACGUCACGUCUGACAGCAAAGGUGUGGUCGCGUUCACUCUGCCACCUCAAGAUCAGAAAAUCGAAGACAUAUCUAUUCAGGCCACGAUACCGCGCCUAUCCGAGACCAGGUACCCGUACGGCGGAAGCAGUUGGUCUUUCGCCCGGCGCUAUUGGUACCCAUCAACAUGGAUGAGAUCGCCCAGACUCAAGUACAACGUUGAGGGCUGGUCUUCUGAGUCAGGAGCCUUUGUGCAGCUGCUUCGGCUGCCCCGCAAGGAGUUCACGUGCGGCACUGAGGCCCGCAUUGACGUCUUCUUCACGACCCGUCUGGGAUCGCAGUUCGAGCUGUUUUACCAGGUCAUGGCCAACAGCGACAUCUUGCUGGCGGACUUAGUGCCGGUGACGUUUUCCGAGGCGGUCGACGCCUCUGCACUGCAGGAGGGCAGGGUCGUUAACCUGCCCACGGUGUCCGGGUCACAUCCCGUCGGUCAGGUGGCGCUCGCGAUCCCAGUGACGUCAUCCAUGUCCUCGGGCUUCCAUGUUCUGGUCUACAUGGUGAUUGAUGGCGAGGUGAUCGCGGACAGCCAGUCAUAUGCUGCGGAGCGCUGUCUGGACAACCAGGUGUCGCUGAGCUGGUCGCCUGACCGCGUCCAGCCGCGGGACACCGUGCAUCUGACGGUCACGGCAGCUCCCCGCUCACUUUGUGGACUCGAUGUGGUUGACAAAUCGGUGAGCCUACUCGGCGAUAAGAGCAAGAUCACGCUGUCUGACAUCUAUGAGAGCCUUCGAGUUCUCACCUCGCGUGUUGGCAUCAGUCAGAUCAACGACGACGAGUACUGCAGGGCCAAACACGGACUGCCGCUGCUCUCGGACCCCCCUGGCUCCCCACCAGCCAGGCGGAGGAGGCCGUUCCAGUCGGGUAUUACUAGUACACCACUGCGGCGUUACUCUUGGGCUUCGACCCAUGCAGAUUCGCUCACCGCAUUCGGUAGCAGCUCAGUCAUGGUGUUGUCCGACCUUGUCACCGAGGCGCGCAAUUGUAUUGCCAAAAUCCUCCCAUAUUAUCCUCGGCGUCCUACCUUUGCCUCCGGAGCCAUCAUUACUGAAAGCGAUUGGGCUAUAGGCGCUGGCAUCUCCAGACCAUUUUCAACAGCCACACGACAACAAACGACAUAUUCCAGCUACGUCACUUCCACCAAAGUCCCGGACCCGGUCCCCUCAGUAGUGGUUUCCAACGCCCCGGCGCCGCCUCCGUCCGAGGUGCCUGACGAGGUUCGCACCGACUUCCGCGAGACGUGGUUGUUCGACCUCUACACAGUCGGGGACGACGGCUCGGUGACGUUGACACAGAAAGUACCGGACACCAUCACCGAGUGGGUAGGCGGAGCCGUGUGCAGCUCGGAGACGGCCGGCCUUGGCGUGGCGCCGUCGGCCUCCCUCACCAGCUUCCAGCCGUUCUUCGUCAGCUACACGCUGCCCUACUCGGUGAAACGCGGCGAGACGCUCGUGCUCAAGGUCUCGGUGCUCAACUACAACGAAGAGGCACUGCCGGUCAAGCUGACACUGGUGGCGUCGGACGAGUUCGAGACGCUCUCGGCGCCGGUGGUGACCUCGUGCGUGUCGACCGGCGUGGCCGAGGUCGUGCCGUACCGGCUGCGGCCCGGCCAGCUCGGCGACGUUAACAUCACCGUGGUGGCUGAAGUGUACUCCGACUUCCCCGCCGAGUGUGGGUCAGAGGUGGUGCCCUACUUCAGGGAUGCCGUGACCAGGCCGAUUCUGGUGGAGCCGGAGGGCUUCGAGCAUGAAGUCAGCCACUCCUUCUUCAUGUGCAUCAGCCCGGAGGGUGCCGACCUGUCGAGCGGACCGAAUAGACGGGAGGUUGACUGGCCGCUGCUUCUGCCGGCCGACCUGGUGCCCGACUCCGAGCGGGCCCAGAUCGCCGUCGUCGGAGACCUGCUGGGACCCAGCAUUGACAACCUGGAGUCGCUGGUACGGCAACCAACCGGUUGCGGCGAACAGAACAUGGUACUCUUCGUUCCCAACAUUCACGUCAUGAAGUAUUUGACUGCAGUUGGUGAACUGACUGAGCGAAUCAAGGAUAAACUUGUCAGCUUUAUGAGAUCAGGCUACCAGCGCGAGCUGGGCUACCGUCACGAGGACAAAUCCUACUCGGCAUUCGGCAAGUCGGACGCCUCAGGCUCCAUGUGGCUGACCAGCUUUGUCAUCAAGUCGUUCGGUGACGCAAAGGAGUUCAUUUUCAUCGACGAGUCUGAUCUGGAAGGAAGUGUGCGAUGGAUCGAAUCCCAUCAAUUGGGUAACGGCUGCUUUCCAUCUGUGGGGACGGUCCUCUACAAGCAAAUGAAGGGCGGCGUUGGGUCCGGCGGCCAGCAGGCGCUGACGGCCUACAUCACCAUCGCGCUGCUGCAGUCGGGGAUCGAGCUGGGCGAGAACACCGUCCACGGCGCCUUCCGCUGCCUGACACAGGACAUCAGCUCUGACCUGUACACGCUGACCCUGCUGACGCACGCGCGCGCCGUGGCCGGCCGCCUGGACGAGGCGCGGUUUGGUCUGACAGAGCUCAAGAGCCGCGCCACCAGGGAGGAGGGCCUGGUGUACUGGCGCAACGAAGGCUCUGACGAGAAUCGGGCACUCAGCGUAGAGAUGGGUGCCUAUAACAUCCUGACGAUGAAGCUGCUGGAGAAAGCCGGUGACGACAGAAGCGAACACUUAACCGACGCGUUGGGUGCCGUGCGCUGGAUCACCCAGCAGCGCAACAGUCGCGGCGGCUUCGUGUCCACGCAGGAUACGGUGCUGGCGCUGGAGGCACUGGCCGCCUUCUCGGCCGACCUGCUUGGCUCCAGCAGCACCGACCUGCGAGUACGCGUCUCCGAUGACGGCUCGCUGAACGACGUCAUCAACGUGACGGCGGACAAUCUGCUACUGAUGCAAACUCGUGACGUCACGCUGCUGCCAGGUCACGUCCACGUCAGAGCACAGGGCACCGGCUGCGCCCUGGUGCAGGCCUCGUUGAAAUACAACGUGCAUACAGCCGGUCCAAACGACGCACUGACGAUCAAGGUGACCACCAAGCCCAAAAUGAACCAGCGGGAAUGUCUGAAGCAUACCAUAGACAUCUGCGUCAGCUACCUGAAGGAGGAUAGCGAAACCAAUAUGGCUGUGGUUGAGCUGGACAUGGUCAGCGGGUUCAUUCCCAACAAGGGAAGUCUGAAUGACCUCAAGCAGAACGUCGAGUUGGAUCUGAAGCGCUGGGAGGUCAACAACAACAAGGUGGUCUUCUAUUUCGACUCGCUGGGAGGAAAGGAGCGCUGUUUCGGCAUCAUCGUACAGCGGGAGCAGGAGGUGGAAGAUGCCAAACGGGCGGUGGCCAGCGCAUAUGAUUAUUACCAGACAGAGUUCGCCCGGAGCGCGUCGUACGCCCUGGACGUCAACUGCGACACAGUGCUGCUGUAGCCAAUAGCCGAUUACAACGCCUGUGUCCGAGAACGACCAGCAAGGAGGUAACGCUGCCUGGGCCGCCGUGCCCUGUCCAGCUCAGUAGGACGCGCGGUCCGCCAACGACACGGGCUGAGGACGCUUGUGAUUAUUGGGAAGGACAUAGACAACAGUCUUCCGGAAUUUUUCUGAUGGGUUAAUUCACUGAUAUCACAUUGAUGGCAUCCAGAGUUUGCAGUGAUGCGUAGCUGCGUCUCGCACGUCCUUGUCAGUGUGAUCACGGUUUGGUGCUAAGAACAGUUGUGGACGCUGUUGGCUACCACCCGAGCACCACGCGUCUUUGAAUGGACACGAGCUUUGACUUAUUACAACGCCGGCCGGUCGCCAUAACUGUCUGUCUGUAAAUAAAUAAAUAAAUGUAAAUAACUUUCUGUCUGUAGCUUUCUGUCUGGUUUGUUCUUUGAUAAUCAUACCGUGAAGAAUAUAGAUGAGGGCGAGCCGAGUAAAGUUACUGCAAUCACGCUGCUGGAUAUCGCAUUAUCAGCCGUUGAACUGCUACGCUUUGCUCGCGCUUUAAGCUCUCACUUCACUCGGCAUCUCUGCCGUGUGCUGAACCUUGCUUUUCAGGCAACUU